AUGGCAUACGUCCUCGACGAGUCCAGCUGCGGCCGCGGCGCUCGCAUGGAUACCUACUCCUCGUUCAAGGCCGAGGAGCUAGUCAGCGCCACGUCCAGAUUAAUGCACGUCUCCGAGGAAUUCUACAACAAGAGUAAGGAGGAGGAGAAGAAGAGGAAGGACAAGGAGAAACGCAAGGCUGGGAAGGAGAAGAAGAAGAGGACCAAAGAGGAGGAGCUUUCAAACGAAUUCCUGGAUCUCUGCAGGAAUUACCUGCAAUUCCCCUACUAUUAUGAGAACGAGUUGGUGCUCGUAGUUACGUGCGAGCAGGAGAAGAAGAAGGGGGAUGAUAAGGAGAUGGAUAAGGAGAAGGAUGAAAAUGAAAAUGAGGAGGAGGAGGAGGAGGAGGACGACGAGGUGGUGGAUGAAAAAGAGUAUACAUCCACAAUGGAGUUUCUCAAAGGUACUAUGGCUUUCUAUCAGGACUGUUUUGCCGCCCACCAUGCCUGCUGGGAACGUAUAUGGGGCAGCGAGGUUGGACGCUGCGGUGGCUUCCAAGAUACAACCACAUUGAGCUCUAUGCACUUCACAUGCUGCACGCCCAGUACUAUCCCGUCACAUGUUGUUGCUCUGGCUGGGAGCACAUGCUUGCAGAUCUACUCCAUCAAAAUCAAGGAACUAAAGGGCAACUUGAAAUGGCCACUCAAAGUCUACGGUGUGGUUGCUGCUCGGGACACCGUGGACCGCAACCGCAACGUUCUCUUCUCUCGCUCAUGGCCUAACUGCCAAGUACUUACUGAAAAUGAUCCCUUUUUGCACUUGAUUGGCCCAUCCCGUGCAGUUCUAGUUUUGGACCAUGUUGACUUCGAAGUUGUUCUCAAAAUCAACUAG
Messenger RNA from Lolium rigidum, 870 nucleotides. RefSeq lists its product as uncharacterized. Lineage: Eukaryota; Viridiplantae; Streptophyta; Magnoliopsida; Poales; Poaceae. The transcript is spliced from 3 exons. Bases 1 to 870 code for a protein of 289 amino acids. The record is from RefSeq and is a predicted model, not a curated record.